CCUUUUCCGCCCUCCAGUCCCCCUCCCUCGGCCCGCCGCCGCUGCUCCAGAUGAGGUGAUGGCAACGGCCAACUUCGGCAAGAUCCAGAUCGGGAUUUACGUGGAGAUCAAGCGGAGCGAUGGCCGAAUACAUCAAGCAAUGGUAACGUCUUUAAAUGAAGAUAAUGAAAGUGUAACUGUUGAAUGGAUAGAAAAUGGAGAUACAAAAGGCAAAGAGAUUGACCUUGAGAGCAUCUUUUCACUUAACCCUGAUCUUGUACCUGAUGAAGAAAUUGAACCCAGUCCAGAAACACCUCCACCUCCAACAUCUUCAGCCAAAGUAAAUAAAAUUGUAAAGAAUCGACGGACUGUGGCUUCUAUUAAGAAUGACCCUCCUCCAAGAGAUAACAGAGUGGUUGGUUCUGCACGUGCACGGCCUAGUCAGCUUCCUGAGCAGUCUUCGUCUGCACAACAGAAUGGUAGUGUUUCAGAUAUAUCUCCAGUUCAAGCUGCAAAAAAGGAAUUUGGACCCCCUUCACGUAGAAAAUCUAAUUGUGUGAAAGAAGUAGAAAAAUUACAAGAAAAACGAGAAAAAAGGAGACUACAGCAGCAAGAACUUAGAGAAAAAAGAGCCCAGGAUGUUGAUGCUACAAACCCAAAUUAUGAAAUUAUGUGUAUGAUCAGAGACUUUAGAGGAAGUUUGGAUUAUAGACCGUUAACAACAGCAGAUCCUAUUGAUGAACAUAGAAUAUGCGUUUGUGUAAGAAAACGACCACUCAAUAAAAAAGAAACUCAAAUGAAAGAUCUUGAUGUAAUCACAAUCCCUAGUAAAGAUGUUGUGAUGGUACAUGAACCAAAACAAAAAGUAGAUUUAACAAGGUACCUAGAAAACCAAACAUUUCGUUUUGAUUAUGCCUUUGAUGACUCAGCUCCUAAUGAAAUGGUUUACAGGUUUACAGCUAGACCACUAGUGGAAACUAUAUUUGAAAGGGGAAUGGCUACAUGCUUUGCUUAUGGGCAGACUGGAAGUGGAAAAACUCAUACUAUGGGAGGUGACUUUUCAGGAAAGAAUCAAGAUUGUUCUAAAGGAAUUUAUGCAUUAGCAGCUCGGGAUGUCUUUUUAAUGUUAAAGAAGCCAAACUAUAAGAAGUUAGAACUUCAAGUGUAUGCAACCUUUUUUGAAAUUUAUAGUGGAAAGGUGUUUGACUUGCUAAACAGGAAAACAAAAUUAAGAGUACUAGAAGAUGGAAAACAACAGGUUCAAGUGGUGGGAUUACAGGAACGGGAGGUCAAAUGUGUUGAAGAUGUACUGAAACUCAUUGACAUAGGCAACAGUUGCAGAACAUCCGGUCAAACAUCUGCAAAUGCACAUUCAUCUCGGAGCCAUGCAGUGUUUCAGAUUAUUCUUAGAAGGAAAGGAAAACUACAUGGCAAAUUUUCUCUCAUUGAUUUGGCUGGAAAUGAACGAGGAGCUGAUACUUCCAGUGCAGACAGGCAAACCAGGCUUGAAGGUGCUGAAAUUAAUAAAAGCCUUUUAGCACUCAAGGAGUGCAUCAGAGCCUUAGGUAGAAAUAAACCUCAUACUCCUUUCAGAGCAAGUAAGCUCACUCAGGUGUUAAGAGAUUCAUUCAUAGGUGAAAAUUCUCGUACCUGCAUGAUUGCCACAAUCUCUCCAGGAAUGGCAUCCUGUGAAAAUACUCUUAAUACAUUAAGAUAUGCAAAUAGAGUAAAGGAGUUUGGAAUUAGUCCAUCAGACAUUCCCUUCUCACAGGGUAGUGGCAGUCGCCCUGAUCUCUCUCCUUCUUAUGAGUAUGACGACUUUUCUCCUUCGAUUACCAGGGUGAAAGAAUUGACUGUGGAUCCAACAACUGCUGCUGGUGAUGUCCGUCCAAUAAUGCACCACCCACCAAAUCAAAUUGAUGACUUAGAGGCACAGUGGGGUGUGGGGAGUUCCCCUCAGAGAGAUGAUCUGAAACUUCUUUGUGAACAGAACGAAGAAGAAGUUUCUCCCCAAUUGUUUACUUUCCAUGAAGCUGUCUCACAAAUGGUAGAAAUGGAAGAACAAGUUGUAGAAGAUCACAGGGCAGUGUUCCAGGAAUCUAUCCGAUGGUUAGAAGAUGAAAAGGCUCUUCUAGAGAUGACUGAAGAAGUAGACUAUGAUGUAGAUUCAUAUGCUACUCAACUUGAAGCUAUUCUUGAGCAAAAAAUAGACAUUUUAACUGAGCUGCGUGAUAAAGUGAAAUCUUUUCGUGCAGCUCUACAAGAAGAAGAACAGGCCAGCAAGCAAAUCAACCCGAAGAGACCCCGUGCCCUUUAAAUCAGCAUUUGCUGCUAAAGGACCCCCAGAACCCACACUGCUGUAACAUACAAUGGUUCAGCUGUAAGGGCCAUUUGAAAGUUUGAAAUUUUAAGUGUCUGUGGAAAAUGUCUUGUCCCUUCACCUGAAUGACAUUUCAAUUUUGUGAAACACUCCUUUGUCUACAAAAUGCUUCUAGUCCAGGAGGCACAACCAACAUUUGGGAAUAGUGAAGCAUUUUGUUUCAUUUACCCAAACAGUGAUUUACUUUUGGAGAUCCUUGCCAAUUUUAUUUUCUGUAUGAAGUAAGGUUGUGGACUUGAUACAGAGGUGAAUAGUAGGGGGAAGCCACAGCAUUUCCUUUUAACUUGGUUCAAUUUUCGUAGCAAGACUGAGCAGUUUUAAAUCCUUUGCGUGCAUGCAUACCUCAUCAGUGAUUGUACAUACCUUGCCCCCUCCUAGAGACAGCUGUGCUCACCUCUUUCUGCUUUGUGCCUUGACCAAGGCUUUUGACCCUAAAUUCUGAAGCACAGCCAAGAUAAAUUACAUUCCUUAAUUGUCAUUGUAAAUUACCUUUAUUGUGUGUACAUUUUUACUGUAUUUGACAUUUUUUUGUGUGUGACUAGUUAAUUUUGCAGGAUGUGCCAUAUCAUUGAAUGGAACUAAAGUCUGUGACAGUGGACAUAGCUGCUGGACCAUUCCAUCUUAUAUGUAAAGAAAUCUGGAAUUAUGAUUUUAAAACCAUAUAAUGUGGUUAUAAUUUUCUUAGCAUUUUCUUUGUAAAGAACUAAGAUAUAAACUAGUUGGUGUAUAAUAAAAAGUAACAAAAUUCUGAAAAGAGUUUUAUCUUAGGGUAAUACAUAUAUAUGCAGUGUGUGUUCCAGUGUGGUAUUAACAGGACUAAUAGUGCAAUUUGAUCCUUACCAAUACCAUUACUUAAGUUAAAAGUGUCCAUUAGCACCCCAAAAUGUACCUUCUAAAUGUACUGAUAAAGGAAAUUGGCUUCUGAUGCAUGAAUAUUUACAUGUACACUGAAAGUAGUCCAUAAUAGAACUGUUAGUUUAAGCCAAGAGUAGAAAGUACAUAACUCCCAUGAGAAAGAAUUAAGAUGAAAGAGAGUUGACUUUGCCUUAAAAGGCAGAUCAAACCCAAGCCCAUCCAUUACCUAAUGUGUGACGUUUCAUUCUUACUUGGUGAGAAUCACCAAAGUCUCGCCAAUAAGUUCAAUUAGGGUAUGCUGCUUUUUAAAUGGUGGCACUUAUUUUUACAGAUUGCUACUCCAAGGAAGAAAACUGGCCACUUUUCAUGUAUAUAUUUUGUUAAAAGAUUUAUAUAUCUCUCUAGGAGUUCUCCCUUAGUUCCUAGGAUAGAGUCCAGGAGUAGAUUAAUAACAAAAAAAUCUCCCAAGGAUGUCUUGUUUUGAUUUACUCAAAGGAACUACUGCUCAUUCAUUUGAGGCAAAGGGAAGCUAUGAAUAGAGAGUUACAUGAGCCAGAUUCCCUACUUCAUUGUUCAUAGAACCCAGAGGGUAGUUGUGGGAAAUCCUAACACCAUGGUGAAAUGCUCCUCUGUAAACUUGAAAUCUAGAACAAAUGUAGAUUUUCACAAUGUGCUUAUUAAUAAAUAUCUAUGGAAUGGGUUUUAGAGAUAAUUUACUUCAGUACAAUCACCUUUGUUUUGGAAGGGACUCAGGUUUUCUUGCAGUUGUAAGAUAUGUUCUAUUUGUGUUUAUUUCAAAGAGAAGAGGAAGAAUGGAGCAGAUACUAUUGACCUUUCAGAGGCUGCUUAAAAAGGUAGUUUUUGAGGCUAACCAACCUUCAGAGGGCAAUAAAGAGAUGUGAACUUGCUCACUUUAAAGCACAACAGAUUAUUCUUAAUUUAUUAAAUAAGAUGGGUACUAUCUCUGGAAGAUCUCCUUAACGUUCAAAUAUGCUGCCUUAUACUAUUACUGGCUUCAUUCUAAUCAGUAAUCAAGGUCUAUAAAAGAUUAGUGCCAGAAAAGAUUUUGGUGGUAUAAUCCAAACCUUCAGUUUUACAGAUAGGGAAAACUGAAGGCCAGAAAAGGGACUAAAACUUAGUAGUUCAUAGGGGAAGAGUUCAAGAGGAAAUAGAGGGAAAGCUGAAUUAAUUCUUAAAAUUUUUAAGGCUAGAGAUGGUACUAAUAAAUUUUGCAAAGUAAGUAGUUUUGUGAUAGUAAAAAAAACUCAAGGUAUAUUUAAUAUUUAUGUAGAAGUGGCUUGAUGCAGCUAUUUAAAGAAUUUUUUGGAUCUGGAUUAAACAUUCUUACUUUCUCAGAUUUCUUGAAAGCUGAUAUUCCUAUUAAUAAGUAAUUAUUUAUAUAGGAGUGUUUUAGUAUAUCACUCUGAAGCCAGAAAAAAAUCUGUUUAGGUAAACAACUUCCUUUCUAGGUUUACUCAGUGUACCUUUGUUAAAAUAAUUUGGAAGCAGUCUUUCUAUUAAGUUAGGCUUUAAAAAAGUCAGUUAUUGAUUAAGAUAUUUUUAUUAAUUUCCUUAUAUAAAUAAAAUAAUCAGGUACUAUAGUUCUUUAUCAAAAGACAUUAACAACACUUAGUAUUAUAUUUAUAAUGAUUUAAACAUAGUAGCUAAUUAAGACUUGUUUAGGGCGCCUAUUUAAAUUGUCAACCGGCCAUUUUACAAACAGCUUAAAACUAAGCAUUAGUAUAUGAAAAAGAUGCUGGAACUUUUAGUUUUCCAGAAGUCACAUGAAUACCAAGAGCUUCUAGUUAUGAGAAAGUGGCUGGUUGUGAUGUUUGUUUUAAAUAAGUUGAAGGGCAGAAUUUGAACUUCAAAGCCAGUUUUGAUUUAUAAAACCCUUUGAAAUUUUGUUAAACCUGUGGCUUUCCCCAAGAAAAAACAUACUGUCUUAUAGUUCAUUUUAUUCUAGUUGAGCUUCAUUAUUUCAGUUGAGGAACCAGGCCCAGAAGUCACAUGCCUGGCACCACCGCAUGGUGGCGGUAGCGGACUCACAUUUAUCCAGAACCUGAUGGAGCCUAUGAAUGCUACAGGACAUCUUGAACGCAUAGGCAGUAAGUGAAAGAAGCUGUAUAAGAUAAACAAGGAAUGAGAGAAGCAAAAUAAGAAACAGUUGUUUUAUUGUGCAGAUUAAUAAAAAGAAAUACUACGGGAAAUAUGUGAGUUAAGCAUAUUUUAGUUUUUUUUUUUUUUACUAUUUGAGG
Molecule: messenger RNA, 5472 nt
Organism: Enhydra lutris kenyoni (northern sea otter)
Lineage: Eukaryota; Metazoa; Chordata; Mammalia; Carnivora; Mustelidae
Product: kinesin family member 2A
Exons: 21
Coding region: 59-2296 (745 amino acids)
Biological process (GO): microtubule-based movement
Molecular function (GO): microtubule motor activity; microtubule binding; ATP binding
Source: RefSeq, a predicted model, not a curated record